GCAAAAAAGUAUUGAAAAAAUAUUGAAAGAAGAAUGUUGAAUGCGAGAAUUUUGAUCGUAUUUGGAUUGGUGAGUUAUGGAGUUUUUGCCAGAAAUAUGGAUGGCAAUCGUGAGUAUCAAUUUCUUAAAGAGACGAGUAACAAGAAACACGGUGGCUCUAUGUUGAUGGAAAUAGCGAAGGAACUUGUGCAAAGAUCUUCGACGAGCAGCCAGGUGUUGAAUCUAAAUUUAUCAAAUUUGUUAUUGCUUUUGGUAUUGAAAGCGGUCGUUUUUGGUGCAGGAUAUUUAGGAAAUCAUGGUUACAAAGGGCGUGAAUUGGAAGAAGAAAACGUAGUAUCCGAAGGUGAGGUUACACUGGCAUUGGGAUAUUUAAUGGGAGAUACUUGUCUAUAUAGAGCAGCUUGUGAAGAACCUCACGUUGCGAAGGAAUAUUUAAGAGCUGCAGAAAUAAUCAUCGAAACAAUGAAAUUGUUGCCACACGGUUUGUUAAUUGAAGGAACGUACGAGAAAACAUUGGCAGAAAUUCGAAAAGCCAUCGAACAUGGUGUUACAGAUGGCUGUCCGCCUGAAUAUACUUGCAAAAAGGAGAAUAUUAAAAAUUUCUUGAAAGAAAAUAGAAAGUGA
This is a messenger RNA of Apis laboriosa (Himalayan honeybee), 624 nucleotides long. RefSeq lists its product as uncharacterized. Bases 34 to 624 code for a protein of 196 amino acids. Lineage: Eukaryota; Metazoa; Arthropoda; Insecta; Hymenoptera; Apidae. The transcript has 4 exons. The record is from RefSeq and is a predicted model, not a curated record.